Cetraspora pellucida is the source of this 281-nucleotide messenger RNA. The record is from the annotation of a GenBank genome assembly. NCBI's taxonomy places the organism in Eukaryota, Fungi, Glomeromycota, Glomeromycetes, Diversisporales, Gigasporaceae.
AAAUAAAAAAUAACUCUUUAGUUGAAACAAAAGCAUGUACUAGAUACAAUUGCAUCAAACCACUUGCAGAUUUUACAGUUGGUAAAGUUACUCAUUCCUGUUGCAAAACUUGUCACAACAAUAUGUCUCAAGCAAAAAAACAAAAAAGACAAGAAAUUGAUGAUUGUAUAAUUGAAAAAGAAAAUAUGUUCGAUUUUGCAGAUAUUACAGAUUAUGUCUAUAAUGUACUUUUAGACAGUAAAGAUUUGGAUAAUGACUUUGAAGGGCAAACAAGAUUUUAA